Myxocyprinus asiaticus (Chinese sucker) is the source of this 1889-nucleotide messenger RNA. RefSeq names its product ss18, like 2 (gene ss18l2). Gene Ontology annotation, biological process: positive regulation of transcription by RNA polymerase II. Gene Ontology annotation, molecular function: transcription coactivator activity. NCBI's taxonomy places the organism in Eukaryota, Metazoa, Chordata, Actinopteri, Cypriniformes, Catostomidae. The transcript is spliced from 4 exons. Gene Ontology annotation, cellular component: nucleus. The record is from RefSeq and is a predicted model, not a curated record. Bases 205 to 453 code for a protein of 82 amino acids.
CCAGAUCUGAACAGCACCGAGGACAUGACGUCAUCAGUCGGAGACAAGUGCAGACGACCAGCGCAGAAGCACAUUAACAACAUUGUGAAAUUCUCAAAUUCAUCGUUGAGAGUUCGGGUUUUCUGAGCCGGGUUCUCAUUUGGACGAGUUUGUCUAUGAAGCCGAACUGGACUGAGUCGGUGUUGUAAAUUUGAAGCCUGUAAAAUGUCUGUUGUUUUUGUUCCCAAGCGGCAGCGCGGAAAAGCGCAAAUCAACCAGGAGACAAUUCAGAGGCUUCUUGAUGAAAAUGAUCAGCUGGUCAGAUGCAUCACGGAAUAUCUACAGAAGGGUCGAGCCACCGAGUGUGUGCAAUACCAACAGAUUCUGCACCGGAACAUUGUGUAUUUGGGAACGAUAGCUGAUGCCAGCACUGAAAUCCAGCCUGAUACGACUCCUGAAAUCAAAUCCCAUUAAACCAAAUUAAACAAAUCCAGCUAUAUUUUCACAUUUUGCCUUACAACAUUCAAGUAACGAAAAAAAAGCAACAGUUCCAAAACUUUAUAAAAGAUGAAAAGCGAUCCUACCCUGGACUUCACAGAGCUACCUUUUGCUUUAAUAACAGCCAUCAGUCUGUUUGGAUAUGUCUCUGUUAGCUUCACGCACUUAGAUUUGGGAAAAUGUGCCCAUUUUCCCUUGCAGAAUUGUUAGAGUUCAGUCAAAUUGCGGGGUGAGUCCACAGGCAGGGGCGGGGACAGAAGGGUGGCAGCUGCCACCCUAAAAAUGAGCUUUGCCACCCCAAGUCGGUCCCGCUCGCGUCUUGGAGACGUUGCACUACGGCUUAACCCGUCCGUGUUGCGCAUGGUCCAUAACAACGUUCCGGCACACCCACCACUCUGAUGUCUGGCAGGACACAGCGUUCCUCCUCGUUAAACGAAACUCCGCCAUAGACAAUCCCGCAGCCCCGUCAGACGAAUUUACUGGAUGCCACCCCUUACUCGACUCUUGCCACUCCGGGCAAAAAAUUCUGGACAUGCCCCUGUCCACAGGUUUUCUAUUGGAUUUAGGUCAGUGCUCUGAUUUAGCCACUCAAGGAUGUUGACCUUCCUAUCCGUAAGCCACUGCAUUGCUUUUUUGCAGUGUGUUUACGGUCAUUGUUUUUUUUUUGUCUUUUUCUCCCCAAUUUGGAAAGCCCAAUUCCCAAUGCACUCCUCGUGGUGGCGUAGUGACUCGCCUCAAUCCGGGUGGCAAAGGACAAAUCUCAGUUGCCUCCGCGUCUGAGACCGUCAAUCCAUGUAUCUUAUCACGUGGCUUGUUGAGCGUGUUACCGUGGAGACAUAGUGUGUGUGGAGGCUUCACGCUAUUCUCCGCAGCAUCCACGCACAACUCGCCACGUGCCCCACCGAGAGCGAGAACCACAUUAUAGCGACCACGAGGAGGUUACCACAUGUGACUCUACCCUCCCUAGCAACCGGGCCAAUUUGGUUGCUUAGGAGACCUGGCUGGAGUUUAGGGUCAUUGUUGUGCUGAAACCACAUGCCCAUCUUCAGUUGUCAAGCAAAGGGACACAGACUUUCCUCAAGAAUUCGGGUGUACAUGGCAGCAUCCAUUUUCCCUUCAAUCCUGACCAAUUGCCCAGUCCCCACUGAAGAGAAACACCCCCACAACAUAAUGUUGCCACCACCAUGCUUCACAGUAGGUAUGGUAUGUUCUGGGUGGUGUGCGGUGUUUGGUUCAGUCCAAAAAGUACAAUUUUUGUCAUAUCUGACCAUAAAACCUUUUGCCACAUGGCAUCAGGAUCCUCCAACAAGAGUUUUCCAGAAGAGGCUUCUUUCUUGCCACCCUGCCAUACAGGCCAGCUUUGUGUAAAGCUUGGGAGAUUGUGGUCACAUGCACAGACCGAUUAUUCUCAU